GACCCGGGGCGCGUGUGAGCUCACGCCCCUGGUUCAGAUGUUCCGCCAAUUUGCCGCCGGGAGGCAGGAAAGUAUCCUCAUUGGUCAAGACAUUUGUAAACCCGGCUUUGAUUGGUUGUGAUGUCACUGCUACCGUCAAGUUUCAGCAUCCCGGCGCUAAGUGCAGUUUCUCCUCUUACUCCGGGCAGAAUAGACACUGAGAUUUAGUUCCCCGUGGCAGGUUCAACACUUCUCCAAGGACACGGAUUCAGUCGGAAGAGUUUCCUGUUACUCCUUCUACACCCUGGAGGAAAGCAAUGACAACAAUGGAAUUUCAGCCUCCUUACUUUCCACCUCCAUUCACAGGAUCCAAUGGUCUGCAGACAGGACAGGACGUUUUUUCUCAACACCUAUCUGCCGAUCCCUACCAACAAUAUGCGGCGAGUCUUCACAGCUCCGGGUUCAGUCAAGCAUAUGACAAUCUCCGAAGGGAUGCUUACUCUAGGCAGAACAUGGAACAGGAGUCUAUUCAUCAUAAUAAUAAUAACCAGGGAAUGAGCGGAGAAACGUUCCUUCCACGUGAUAUUCCGUUUCCCAUUAAACGUGAGUUUGAUCAAACCCAACAUCAAAAUAAGGAACACAUGAACCAGAAGUUCCCUCUUGAGGUUUUCUGUUCUACUCCGGGUAGGCUCUCCCUCCUCUCCUCAACCUCUAAGUACAAGGUCACCAUAGCUGAGGUUCAGAGAAGACUCUCUCCUCCGGAGUGUCUCAAUGCGUCCCUGCUGGGAGGAGUUCUCCGACGAGCGAAGUCCAAGGACGGAGGGAAAAUGUUAAGAAGCAAACUUGACAGAAUAGGACUCACUCUUCCUGCUGGGAGAAGAAAGGCUGCCAACGUUACCCUGCUGACAUCCCUGGUGGAGGGGGAGGCGAUCCACUUGGCCAGGGACUUCGGGUACGUGUGUGAGACAGAGUUCCCAGCCCGGCAGGUUGCGGAGUAUCUCUCAAGACAGCAUACAGAUCCAUCCGAUAUGUACAGGAGAAAAGAACUACUUUAUGCGACCAAGUACAUCUGUAAGGAGUUGAUGGACCUGUUGAACCAGGAUAGAUCUCCUCUCUGCAACACCAGACCCCAGCCUAUCCUAGAUCCUAGUAUACAGAGACAUCUAACCCAUUUCUCCAUGAUUACACAUGGGUUCGGUUCUCCAGCUAUAGUUGCUGCUCUCACAUCUAUUCAGAACUAUCUCAACGAGAGUAUCAAGUACCUGGAUAAAUCCUAUCCCAGCUCCGGGUUGGGUCUACACUCUAACGGAGAAAGUAAACCAACCUAUAUAGAUGGAAAGUCUUUGUUUCUAAACGGAGAAAGGAAAUAGUAGUGUUAGCUCUAGGGUAACUUUUCUAACCAAGAGAUUUUCUCCGGGUUUGAUUGUAAUCUAUCCGCAAGAUACCAGUGCUUCCUUCAAAUUAUGUUCUGGCUUUUCACACCUUUUUGAAAUAGAAAACUAGGUUUGCAGGGAUGGCUCGAGAUUUUUAAAAGGGGAUUUAAAUAAAAAAUGAACCUCGUUAACGACAAACCAAAAUUACUAAAAAAGGGGCUAAAAAUUAAAUCAAACUGGGAUAAUGUACUCUUAAUUAACCCCCCCCCCUCCGGGGGGCCUCCCCCCUCGCUCUUAUUAAACUAAUUUUAGCUAUUUUUAAACCUCUGAACACUGCUGUGAUAUGUUUUGUAUUGUUAUUGUCUUAUUUCAUCAGAAGUGCAAUCUUAUACUUACUCGUGUAAUAACAAAUUUAUCUAAGUUACAAAUAAAUAUUUUUAA
Molecule: messenger RNA, 1793 nt
Organism: Eurytemora carolleeae
Lineage: Eukaryota; Metazoa; Arthropoda; Copepoda; Calanoida; Temoridae
Product: transcription factor AP-2-beta
Exons: 7
Coding region: 297-1349 (350 amino acids)
Biological process (GO): anatomical structure development; regulation of transcription by RNA polymerase II; regulation of cell population proliferation
Cellular component (GO): nucleus
Molecular function (GO): DNA-binding transcription factor activity, RNA polymerase II-specific; RNA polymerase II transcription regulatory region sequence-specific DNA binding
Source: RefSeq, a predicted model, not a curated record